Messenger RNA from Rhagoletis pomonella (apple maggot), 1527 nucleotides. It is a transcript of the gene ste14, whose product is annotated as protein-S-isoprenylcysteine O-methyltransferase. Gene Ontology annotation, biological process: C-terminal protein methylation. Gene Ontology annotation, cellular component: endoplasmic reticulum; membrane. NCBI's taxonomy places the organism in Eukaryota, Metazoa, Arthropoda, Insecta, Diptera, Tephritidae. Gene Ontology annotation, molecular function: protein C-terminal S-isoprenylcysteine carboxyl O-methyltransferase activity. The record is from RefSeq and is a predicted model, not a curated record.
UGUAUGAACUUUUCUACUACCUUCUUUGAGGAAAAUUUUCUACGAAUCUGGCAGCACUUUCGAUCAGCUGUUGUUUUGUUUAUUUGGCCAGCCUUCAAUUUUCGAUUUCCAUUUUUUUUUCAAAAAAAUAAAAGUUUGACUGAAGAAAAGGAACUAUCCUUAAUAUACGAAUUGGCACAAAUUGGGCAAUUUAGGGAUUUACGAAAAGCAAAAACCAACCAUAGGUAUUCGAAAGCACAAAAUAACGUGGUAACAAAAAGUUAAGGAAGGUGGAGCCGUCGGCCAGACUGUCAAUCGUAAAAAGAGUGUGUCAUGAACACAGGGCAACGACCAACAACCGUGGACGCCAAAUUGUGCCAUGAAGGGCGUUUGAGUUUAUAUUGCUAUCUAGGUACAGGUUUUGUUGUAUUUAUUGCAACAGCUCCACAAAUCUACUAUGACACCGUACCAGAUGUUUGGGGUGCUAUCAUGUGGGGGCCGGUCUUAUACUAUGCGUUAAUUAAUAUGGUUAUUCGUUAUUUAUUGCGCGACAACGACUAUCAGAUUGCGCUACGCUCUUCCUUCUUGGGGUUUGUUGAAGCGAUCAGUGUGCUUAUAGUACUAUUUGCGCCUAAUGAUUUAAAACAGUUCGGCGUUUAUGCAUUCUUUAUGGCAUUUUUCCAUUAUUCAGAAUUUCUAGCCAUUGCGUGGUGUAAUCCAACCAGCCUUUCGGUAGAUUCAUUUAUAUUGAAUCACUCCAUACACUAUGCACUGGCAGCAGUGGCUAGUUGGUUCGAGUUCGGGCUAGAAGUAUGGUUGCUGCCAAGUUUUAAAGGUUUCUAUUACAUUUGGCUAAUUGGUGUGGUACUUUGCACAGUUGGCGAAAUUAUACGAAAAGUAGCUAUGAUAACUGCACGCAACAGUUUUACGCAUUUGGUGCAAUACGAAAAAGCUGAUAAUCAUAAAUUGAUAACACACGGCAUUUAUGCGUAUAUGCGACACCCAUCGUAUGUUGGCUGGUUUUGGUGGUCUGUGGGCACACAAAUAAUACUGCUCAAUCCGUUAUGCAUAUUGAUCUACACGAUUGUCUCGUGGAAAUUCUUCCACGAUCGCAUUUACAUGGAGGAAAUUACUUUACUGAAUUUCUUUCGCUCAGAUUAUCAUAAAUAUCAGCAAAAUGUGCCCACUGGUUUGCCAUGCAUUAAUGGAUAUUUGCUGGACUAGCUGCAACCAACUGCUGAAGCAAGUGAGCUGGAGUUGCAACCAUGUGCUGUGCAAGUGAACACCAUUUCUUAAAGUAAGCUUAUCAAAGAUGCACUUUAACAGUAAUUACUAAGUGUGUAUUAAAAAGUAGUAGACAACUAUGUACGUAUUUAUUUGGGAUUUUUUCGUUUUUAAGCAAUAAUCUAUUGUAAAUAGCAUUUUCUAACAAAGCAUAUAUACAUAUGUUUCAACUAAAAAUAAGUUGUUGAGUUGCUUAUUUAGUUAAUAAUGAAUUUUAACAAUAUGUAUCUACAUAAGUCAUAUCGAGCAGGGACUAAAAAUUAA